UAUUUGUUGUGGCCGAGCUGUGCAUACGAAGCGAAUAUUCUGUGAGAACGUACAGACAAUAAUGCCUUAGAGUCUGUGUUCAUAUAUGGAAUGUUUUGAUUAUAAUACCGUAGAUUUUGAUUUCCAGAAAUCACAAGAACCGCCAUUUUGAAACAUGUACUUUUGAAAAAUAUCUCGAGGUUGCGUGGUGAAAUAAUGUUGUGUAGAGAGACGACAAAUUCUGAAAAAAGCAUAUGAAGUUGUGAACACUAGUCCGAUACAAAAAACAUUCCAAGAUGAAGAAAUCAGGCAGCGGCCAUCCUGCAAGUUUUAUAACUGUGCUUUCUGCCAUUAAAUUGCAGAAAAUGCCCAGCGCCAAAAAGCGACCCUGGCGGAAAAGAUCCAACAGAAUGAGCUUGAUGUCAAGGACUUCAAUCGAAUCUGCAAAAACACUGGUGGACAUUGAAGAUGAGUUCCUGCACGCGGCCGAGUUUGGUGACGUACCGACGGUCAAGCAACUUGUUGACCGAAACGCCGAUCUCAACGUGGACUGCAUUGAUGCCCUCGGCAGGACGGCUCUACGACUGGCGGUCAAAAAUGAACAUCUCGAGGUGGUCGAGAUCCUCUUGGAUCGGUCCAGCGAGCUCCACAUUCAGGAAUCUGUCCUGCAGGCCAUCAGCGCCAACCACGUGCAGAUCGCGGAGACUAUCUUGAAACAUCGUCGUUACCUGGACCUAUGGAAUGACAAGCGCAAGCUUGGUGGCGUAGAUCAGUUCUUCAGCAACAGUACGCUCGAGGAGUCCCAGUUUUCGCCCGACAUCACGCCGCUGAUUCUUGCGUCACAAAAGAACCAGUACGAAAUCGUCCAACUGCUUCUUCUUCGAGGGGAGAUAAUUCAAAAACCACACAAAUUCAACUGCACUUGUCAGGAUUGUGUAAAUAAAAUCCAGUUUGAUAAACUUCGGUUGGCCAAAUAUAGAUUGAAUGCAUACCGGGGCCUUGCUAGCGAGGCGUAUAUAUCCCUCUCCAGCAAAGAUCCUAUCCUGACAGCGUUCGAGCUGGCCGACGAGUUGCAGAACCUUUCGACUAUAGAGAAGUAUUUCAAGAACGAGUAUCUCGAUUUAGUAAACGCUCUGAGCGAGUACGUUGUCAAGCUACUCGACCGAGUACGGACACAGGAAGAGCUAGAGGUUGUACUCAAUAAGACUGGGCGACCUAAAGACAACAAGUACGAGAGCCUGGCCCGUUUUAACCUAGCCAUACAGUACAGUCAAAAGAAGUUCGUGUCACAUCCGAGCUGUCAACAGCGUCUUGUGACCACCUGGUACACGGGUAUGGAAAACAUGCAACGCUCUAGCUGGGCUCGACGAAUCAUGAUGGCCGUCUUGUUUUUUCUGUCAUAUCCUUUCUUAGUCCUUGCUCAUCUUGUCACUCCAGGCAGAGAGUGUGUGAAGUACCUGCGUUUUCCGUGUGUCAAAUUCAUCUGUCAGACAACGUCUUUUCUGAUCUUCCUCGUCCUCAUCAUCGUUUCCACGGCGGAGUCAUCGCGAACUGUGUCCAACAAAAUUACACUUAGCACAGAGUUUCCAGAAAUCCAUAACAUUUACACGGAAAUCAGAACAUUUUCCAAUGGAACUAUGUAUGGUAAUGAUUUUCCGUUAAGACCGCUUGCGCCAACCAUGACACAGAUCCUUAUAUCAUUAUGGGUGAUAGGGUUCGCGUGCCAGGAAUGUGCCCAGCUGUUUAACGAUGGAAUCUCGGAGUAUAUGAAGUCUUGGUAUAAUCUGAUGGAUAUCACUCUGCUAUGUGUCUACUUUUCGGCAUUCACUCUACGUUAUGCCGUUAUGUUCAAGAUGUACGGUUCAAUAGAUUUCUUGCGCCAAACCCAUCAAGCGCCUUGGACGCAGCAAGAGAUAGACACUCUGAACUAUCGCCUUUACUGGUUAAACGAAGAUCGCUUUUACUGGAUGGCCUGGGAUCCGAUCAACAUGUCCGAGGGUCUGUUUGCCAUGGCAAAUAUUUUAAGUUUUUCCAGGAUUUCCUAUCUCCUUCCUGCAAACGAAGUACUCGGUCCUCUCCAGAUAUCGCUCGGCAAAAUGAUAACGGACAUCCUCAAAUUCUUGGCACUGUUCAUGUUGGUUCUUGGGGCAUUUAUGGUGGGCCUGUUCAAUCUGUUUUGGUACUACAGCGUACACGAAGAAAUCGAGGUGACAGAUCACGGGUUUACCUUCUCCGCUGAGAAACACUUUGGAGAUGUGAUGGCUACGUUCCGGACGGUGUUCUGGUCAGUAUUUGGCCGCGGUGAUACGGACGUUGUGACAUUGGGGGAGUACGACAAUCAUCUGACAGAAGACAUCGGCUACAUUAUAUAUGGCAUGUACAACAUCGCCAUGGUCAUCGUUCUCCUCAACAUGCUUAUCGCCAUGAUGUCCAGGUCCUUCGAAAAUAUUACGCGAGACUCUGACUCGGAGUGGAAGUUUGCUAGAAGCACACUGUACAUGGACUACAUCGGGACUGGUUCAGCACUGCCAGUCCCCCUAAAUGUCUUGGCCGUACCACGUGAUUUCAUAGAGUAUAUCAUCGAAUCGUGCUGCCGGAAGUCAGAGGACGACGAGAGCGAUUCUGAUGAUGAUGAUGACGACGACGAAAAAAACAGAAACCCAGAUCAAAAUGGUGGAAUGGGCAACGGCAGUCCAAUAGAGGCUACGGCCAUUGACAUAAGCGAGACAAACCUGCGGCCGGAAGACAUGGACAGACGGAAAAGUUUGGGCAGCACAACGGGACAAGACGGAAGGAAGAAAAAGGACUACCAGAGAGUGAUGCAGACGAUUAUUCAGAGGUACAUAUUUGAGAAGCAAAGGGAGGCGGAAGUGACAGAGGAUGACUUCGAAGAAAUUAAGCAGGAUAUUUCAAGUUUCCGGUAUGAAAUAUUAAACAACCUCGAGCUUCGAGAUUCUGCACAUGGCGAUUUGGCACAUCAAGUUAGUAAAAUUGGCGAACAAGUGAAAAUGAUAGCCAAAGAACUACGGAGAUCUCGUGCAACGGAUGACGUCAUCAGUGAGUGCGAGGCUGAAGAUGAACCGGAAGGGGAGAAAAAGACAUUUUCGUCAUUAGCAAAUAGUGUUCGUACCACACUUUAAAUAACCUUAAAUGUAUUAAGACGUAUAUGUAUGCAUCAGUGCUGAAUGAAAAUUUGCAAAAAAAAACCUUUCAACGAAUAUGAUGUCAAGCCUAUCCGCAUGUUAGGAGUAAUGUUUGAUAUUGUUAGGCAUAUUUGUGCUACUAAACAUGGCAAAUACCCACGUGAUGGUUGUUAUGGUAACUACGUAUUAUUUAUGUACGUAACGUCACUAAAGGCGCGUGUGACUGUUGUUACAGCGAAUGCGUUCUUAAAACAGGUAUGAUACAUAAUGGUUGUUAUAGAUACUUUGUGCUAUUAUUAACGAUUUGCAUUUCUUGUUAUGAUUAUCAGGUUGUACAAAGGAUAGGAUGAAUGACGGUUGUUAUGGUUACUCAUAGCAACAACAGGGUUGUUACAUUGUGAUUAUUGAGGUGCAGUUGCUAUGAGCAACAACAUAAAAGAAAAUGCAUCGUAGUUAUUAUAGUGAUGAUAAAAUGUAACGUUGUUACUAAAACAGGAACCAUACAGUACUAUAUACGUGUGUUUGUUUGUGUUUGUCUGUCUCUUGUAUCUACAAGACAAUAAUCCGGUCUAGGAUUUUAGUAUUAAAUCUUAACAUUUUAAAUAAUUAAGGCGAUUCUUUAGGUUGCAAGUUGGAAAUACUUAUAAUAAUAUUUCAUCCUCACAAAAAUAGUUUUGCGGAACAGUGUUUUUAAACAUAACGACUUAACACGAAUUAUGUAAGUACAUCUUACCAAAAAUUGAAAACGUUUUCUUAGAGGACGACAAUGAUAUACAUAUAUAUAUAAUAUCAAACAUGUAGGCAAACAUAGCAAAUGACUGCACAUUACAAGAACAGUCCGCAGUGAGUUAAAGUGCUAUAUUUCUAUCCAAAACCUUAAAACAUUUGAAGCAAAUUCAUUAUUAUUGAAUUUCUGAAAUGAAUGACCAAACAAAUUUAACUGAUGAUACAGAAGUUAUGUAUAUCAUGUUUUUAAAGGUGUAUGGUAUCUCGACCUAAGAUCUGGCCGUUAUAUAUAUAUAUCACCACUAAAAUACAUGGAAUAUUGAUAUGGAGGCGAUAAUUGAAUAUGUGUAGUAUAUGUGAUGUAAUUACAGAGGUAAACAUGCCAUACAUAUAUGUGUAUCCUUCAUUUGUGGAACAGUAUUCAUACGUUUUAUAUAUAAUAUUUGUAACAGAAUUUCCUGAUUUGUGACUGUGAUCAUAUAUGUAUGUAUACAUUAUAUAAACCCUAUGCUGGUUCAUAGGCAAUCAUAAUCAAAAGUUUGAUAUAUCUUCUUUUUUUUAAAGUUUGGUAUAUAUUAUCUUGACAAUAAUUUAUCACGCAAGUAAUUAUAUUAAAUGGAAAUCAUUAUUUAUAAUCUAUCUAUGUAAUGUGUUGUCAGGUUUCGAAACCUUCUGGUUAUUUUGUUAAGCUACAAAUUUGUUCACCAUCGUGACUCUUACCGAAAAUCAGAACUAGAUUGUAAUAUAAUAAUAAUUAGAAUAGAGUACGGACAAGAAUAUCCGGAAGUUUAUUUUUUUAGAUUAAAAAUGUGAAUGUAUACUUAUUUGUUGAUAUAGAUGUAUGGCGAAUACUGAUACUUAAUCGAAUAUUUUGAACAGUAUGUACAUUAUUUAAAGGCGAUUCUAGACGCCCAUGUACAUUGUAUGUAUAUAUAUAUAUAUAUGUACAAAUAUGUCACUUAAUUAGGAAAUAUGUCAUUUCGAGGUCCGGUAUCUUAUCACAAAAAGAGCAGGUGGAAAGAACACGCCGUGGCGAAACAUUCUCAUAGAUCUACAGAAUUGCUAGCAAGGGCAAAAUUAUAAAAGUGACACUCACAAAACUUACCACACAAAACGAAACGUACUAUUAAAAGAUUAAAUUCUGCAUGCACAGCAAAUUGGCCAGAUAGUAUUUUAACAAGUAUUUUGAAAUUUCAGACUUUAUGGUUUAAA
This is a messenger RNA of Mizuhopecten yessoensis (Yesso scallop), 5060 nucleotides long. RefSeq names its product short transient receptor potential channel 3-like. Gene Ontology annotation, molecular function: store-operated calcium channel activity; inositol 1,4,5 trisphosphate binding; protein binding. Gene Ontology annotation, biological process: calcium ion transmembrane transport; regulation of cytosolic calcium ion concentration; manganese ion transport. The transcript is spliced from 15 exons. Lineage: Eukaryota; Metazoa; Mollusca; Bivalvia; Pectinida; Pectinidae. Gene Ontology annotation, cellular component: cation channel complex; membrane. The coding region runs from base 276 to 3119 and encodes 947 amino acids. The record is from RefSeq and is a predicted model, not a curated record.